Messenger RNA from Adineta ricciae, 888 nucleotides. The record is from the annotation of a GenBank genome assembly. Lineage: Eukaryota; Metazoa; Rotifera; Eurotatoria; Adinetida; Adinetidae.
AUGGAAUCUCAGAGUUACGAUAUUGAUUCGACUACAGGUGGAUGGACAAAAGCAUCACAUAUCGAUCAUUCACCUCGAACUUACGAUUCGAGUGAAACACCAACAGUCAAUUCAACAAAUCCCAACUAUCAUCCAUCGUCAACAGUGAACAGCUCAAUGAACGAAUCAGUUGCCAGCAAGGCUACAACUGAAUUGAAAAAAGGUCAACAACAUGCAGAAGAUAUCAUUACUAAGUCCAAAAGACUCUUUCUUCAGCAAUGGAAUCAAACUCGUCAAUCAGUGAUUCACUUUCAAAAAAGAGCCAAAGAAAUGGUACCCAAACAAGCCAAUAAUCUUAUCUAUUGGCAAAAUCCGAUUCAUUCGGGCAUCGUCUUCGGUGUUUUAUUGUCUAUUAUAAUAACAUUUAUGUUUUUAUCGUCAUUGGCUGCUAUAUCAUUUUGGUUACUUGCACUUCUUGUUGUUGUUGGCCUCUAUAAAUUAUAUAAUUAUGUCAUGGCAACAUUCGUCGGUCGAAUUCAAGAUGACAUUUUCGAUGCGAUGUUUUCAUCUGAAAUUCAUAUCUCCGAACAACAAGCUCAAGCUCUCGCUAGUUAUGUUCGUAAGAAUGGAACCAGUAUUCUACGCCAAGCACGAAGUCUCUUCUUAUGGAACAAUUUGACAAACUCAAUUCUUUUCGGUUUGAUUCUCUUCGCUACAUUUUACAUUGGUCUAUCAAUGAACACAUUGACGUUUGGACUUGUUGGAUUAAUCUUCUUAUUUACAAUACCGAAAAUCUAUCAAGUAUAUCAAGUACCAAUCGAUAAUUUUGCUAAACAAAUUCUUGAUCAAAUCAAUCAAGUUUUAGCCAAAGUAACGAACAAAGCACCAGUUAAACCAAAGAAAUCUUAA